This is a messenger RNA of Drosophila rhopaloa, 473 nucleotides long. RefSeq names its product 60S ribosomal protein L38 (gene RpL38). Gene Ontology annotation, biological process: protein-RNA complex assembly; translation. Gene Ontology annotation, cellular component: cytosolic large ribosomal subunit; ribosome. NCBI's taxonomy places the organism in Eukaryota, Metazoa, Arthropoda, Insecta, Diptera, Drosophilidae. Bases 133 to 345 code for a protein of 70 amino acids. The transcript has 2 exons. The record is from RefSeq and is a predicted model, not a curated record. Gene Ontology annotation, molecular function: structural constituent of ribosome.
CAUAUGGAAUGCAACAGUAGAUAAUACACUUUGACAACCGGAAAUAAACAUAUUUCUCUUUCCUUUGCUGUUUCAGAUCGAACAGUAAGCUAUUUUUGUGGAUAUUGUUGAAUUUUCGGAAUUUUAUUCAAUAUGCCGCGUGAAAUUAAGGAAGUUAAAGACUUUCUUAAUAAAGCACGUCGUUCAGAUGCUCGUGCUGUAAAAAUAAAGAAGAAUCUGACAAACACUAAAUUUAAGAUCCGUUGUUCACGGUUUCUUUAUACUCUUGUCGUGCAGGAUAAAGAAAAAGCCGACAAAAUUAAGCAGUCUUUACCACCAGGACUGCAAGUCAAGGAGGUGAAGUAAACCAUCAUAAUUAAAUGAGGCGCCAUCUUCACAAUUUAUACUUAACACAUUAAAAGUUUGUUAACCGAAAUUUGUGUUUUAAAAAUAAAUUGACUUCAUGCAGCCAAAGUGAAAGUCUAUAUUGCUAA